ACUCUUAUAUAUAAUUCAAAAGAUAAUAAAUCAGUUAGCGUUUGAAUUUUGAAUUUUGAAUUUUUUUUGAGAAAAAUAAAAAUUAAAAUGUAUCAAAUUCCUUUACCUUUGGCAGAAUUAGAAUUGGAAAAUCCUCCCGAUGACACUGGAUUAACCAUGUCAGAAAAACGUUCCAUUAGAAAUGUUUGGAAUAUGAUAAGUCCAGAUAUUGAAAAGCAUGCUUGUGAACAAUCUGUGAGAUUUUUAAUAGAAAAUGAAGAAAUAGUGGAUAAAUUCAGAAAUAAACAAGGAGUUAUUAAUAUAAGGGCCUUGCAUAAGCAUCGAUUUAUGGUAUUUCAUGUUCUGGAAAUACUUAUUUUCAAAGGAUUGGAGGGAUUGCUUCAACUGAAUGGUAUAAUAAAACCUAUUGCUUUUGCACAUUUAAAAAACGGUAUUAACGAAGAUAACAUGAGGAAAAUGUGCUGUAAUUUGAGCAAUUAUUUGAAAGACGUUUUACAAAAAGUUAUGUCACCAACUAUAGAAACAGCAAUCGAUAAAGUUUUUAAUAAUAUUUUGACGGCCUACCAAUAGAAAUGUCCAAUGCGGCGAUAUUAUUUUUACUAAAUGAAAGAAAAAGCAAAAGGUAAUAAAAUAAAAAUAAAGACUC
Messenger RNA from Eupeodes corollae, 646 nucleotides. RefSeq lists its product as uncharacterized. Gene Ontology annotation, molecular function: heme binding; oxygen binding. The record is from RefSeq and is a predicted model, not a curated record. The coding region runs from base 88 to 570 and encodes 160 amino acids. The transcript has 3 exons. Lineage: Eukaryota; Metazoa; Arthropoda; Insecta; Diptera; Syrphidae.